Molecule: messenger RNA, 1440 nt
Organism: Lytechinus pictus (painted urchin)
Lineage: Eukaryota; Metazoa; Echinodermata; Echinoidea; Temnopleuroida; Toxopneustidae
Product: alpha-amylase 2-like
Exons: 4
Coding region: 1-1440 (479 amino acids)
Biological process (GO): carbohydrate metabolic process
Molecular function (GO): cation binding; alpha-amylase activity
Source: RefSeq, a predicted model, not a curated record
AUGCUUCAAAUCGCCGUUCUACUUUUGGCUACGGCCUGCGCAAACGCGGGAUACUCCGACCCGAACUUUGUUGGCGAUCGACAGGUCAUAGUUCAUCUAUUUGAAUGGAAAUGGACCGACAUCGCUAGAGAAUGCGAAAAAUAUCUUGGACCGUAUGGCUUUGCCGGUGUACAGGUUUCCCCUCCGAUGGGACAUCGGGAGUUUGGAGACGUACCAACUCCCUAUCCGUGGUGGCAACGCUACCAGCCCGUAAACUACACGCUCGAGAGUCGUAGCGGCACAGAAGCGGAGUUUAAGGACAUGGUGGCUACAUGUAACGAGAAUGGGGUUCGAAUCUACGUUGAUGCUGUCAUUAACCACAUGGCAGUAGAUGAUAGUUACACGUUUGAAGCCGUACCGUACUACCCUCCAAACUUCAACGUACCGAACGGAAAGUGCAACACCACGAGCGGAAACAUCGAAAGUUACCAAGACGCUCAUCAAGUCCGGAAAUGCAACUUGGUAGGUCUUUGUGAUCUGGACCACUGCAAUUUGGACACCAGGACGAAGGUCCAGGAGUACCUCAACAGAGCCCUGAGCUACGGCGUGACCGGGUUCCGAUUCGACGCAGCUAAGCACAUGUGCCCUGGGCAAAUCAGCAAGAUCCUCAGUGGUUUGCAGGAUUGCUCGUUUGGAGGUUCCCCCUACCUGUAUCAAGAGGUAAUUGACCGGGGCGGUGAGCCGAUAAAAUCAUCCGACUACACUCAUCUCGGAGAUGUCACCGAAUUCAAAUAUUGCGGCUACAUUGCGGGAAUCGCUGACGAAUCCUUCGACCUCAGAUCUUUGAAGGAUUACGCGACAGAGAGCGGAAUGCUUGAAUCGUCGUCAGCCUUCGUCUUCGUGGAUAACCACGACAACCAGCGGGGCCAUGGUGGCGCAGGAAACGAGAUCCUGUCAUUCCAAAAGCCAAAGUUUUACAAAAUGGCCGUUGCAUUUACUCUCGCAAAUAACUACGGUACAGUUAGGAUCAUGAGCUCGUACAAGUUCAAUAACACUGAUCAAGGACCUCCAAGCAACAGCGGCAAGGACACCCAGUCUCCAGAGUUUAACUCGGAUUUAACCUGCAAAGGCAACUGGGUCUGCGAACAUCGAUGGCCAGAGUUCCGCAACAUGGUUCACUUCCGCAACUUCGCCGGCACUGCACCCGUAACCUGGACGUACGAGUCAAGUACGUUCAUCGCUUUCUCCCGUGGAAACACGGCCUUCUUUGCUCUGAGCACCGGGGAAAGUCAAGAAUGCCGGCAGAUUCUGACAAAUCUCGAUCCGGGCACCUAUUGUGAUCUGAUCAGCGGUGAAACCUCUGGACAAGUUUGCACGGGGAAGGUUAUCACGGUCGAUGGUAGUCGCUUUGCCAACAUCUGCCUGGGUGGGGAGGAUUCCAUGGUGGCUAUAGCUGUCUAA